AUGACUUACACCAAUAGCCGUCCCAGUUUCGGCCGUCUCGUCUACCUGUUUGUUUUUAGUGUCAUCAUCAUCGGCUCGAGUCUGGUUUAUUUCCACCCGAGCAUCCCGAAAGCGUCUUCAUUUAGGUUCCAGCCACAGAUUACCUCCCCUUCUGCGGACGGCAGCCAACAAGUCGAGGCAGCCAUACCCCCGAUCGUGCAUUUUGUGCAGCUCAAAAAGGACAAGGAAUCCACACUCCACUUCAAAUUCGAGGCCUUCCUGACGCUCUACGCGGCCUAUCUCCACGUCGCCCCCACCACCAUCUACAUCCACCACGACUUUUCAGAAAAGGAGGUUGCAGACGCCUUGACGCACGGCUCGUCAUGGACCAAAAAGGUGCUGACCUCGUUCCCCACCGUCGUCAAGCUGAACCGCGUGACGGCGCCCACGCACGCCAACGGGGUCGAGAUCAACGCGAUCGAGCACAAGUCCGACUUUGUGCGGGUGGAGCAGGUGGAGCGGUUCGGCGGCAUCUACCUGGAUUGGGACGUCGUGACGCUGCAGCCGCUGGCGAACCUGCGGCGGGCGGGGUACCGCGCCGUCGUGGGUCGGCAGUUCGACGCCUUUAUCAACAACGGCAUCCUCCUCGCCAUGCCGAACUCGGCCGUCAUGCGCAUCCUCGACCGCGAGAGCCGCCGCGUCUUUGACAACGGCUGGAUCACGCACAGCGUCGCGCUGCUGACCCGCGUCGCCAACACGCUGGCCGCGGUGCCGGGCGAGGUGCUGAUCAUGGACUUCAAGGCCUUCUCGCCCUUCUCGUGGGAGCAGCCCAGCGUGGAUGACCUCCUGCGCCGCCACGAAGGAGACGCUGUACCCCCGCCCGAGACGCGGAGUCUUCAAGAGUCGGUCAACGUCACGGCGGACGCGCUGUGGGAGGCGAAAAUGAUAGCACCAAGCCGCGGCUGGUUGUAUGAUUUCAGCGACGUGGUAUUCCUGCACAAGUUCUACAAAUGGGUUAAAGCGCCGACCGGCUACAGUGGGGUAAACGUGCCCUACAUCCUGGCUCGAGAUAGCAACUACGCGGUUGCAACAUGGCCGAUUGUGAUGGAAGGCAUCAAACAGGGGCUGAUCGACGCUCAUGAUGAGACUUAUUGA
Pyricularia pennisetigena is the source of this 1134-nucleotide messenger RNA. RefSeq lists its product as uncharacterized. Bases 1 to 1134 code for a protein of 377 amino acids. Lineage: Eukaryota; Fungi; Ascomycota; Sordariomycetes; Magnaporthales; Pyriculariaceae. The record is from RefSeq and is a predicted model, not a curated record. The transcript has a single exon.